Messenger RNA from Aureobasidium melanogenum CBS 110374, 1572 nucleotides. RefSeq names its product WD repeat-containing protein. Gene Ontology annotation, biological process: regulation of DNA damage checkpoint. Gene Ontology annotation, molecular function: protein binding; DNA binding. Bases 1 to 1572 code for a protein of 523 amino acids. The record is from RefSeq and is a predicted model, not a curated record. Lineage: Eukaryota; Fungi; Ascomycota; Dothideomycetes; Dothideales; Saccotheciaceae. Gene Ontology annotation, cellular component: nucleus. The transcript is spliced from 2 exons.
AUGCCCAAGAAGUCUGCCGCCGAGCUCAGCGAAUAUGAGUUGCAACGACAGGAAAACAUAGCAAAAAACCAAGCUCUGCUUCGUCAAUUGCAACUUGAAGCUGCAUCCGCUGGUAUCGCGCCCAAGAAACCCUCACGCGCCACUCCCGACAAGGCUGCCAAAAAGAAGAAGACGCCUGUGCAAAAAGUGAAAGAGGAGGUCCAGCCACGGAGAACGUCGAGUCGACUACGAGGCAUUGUCGCAGACAGCGAGAUUGCAAAAAGAAAAGCAGAGGAAGAGUCGGAACUGCUGGCCCAAGCCGAGCGAGCCAAACGACAGCGUGUCUCUGAGGACUUGCGUUUCUCAGAUGUCGUUGUUGCAGGAAAGGACUGGGAUCAGAGUGGCAAUUUCCUGCGACUCGUAGGACCUGCCAAUCCGGGCGAACGAACAUUCACUGCCCAAGACAUCAAGGAAACCACCGACAAGGAAUUGAAGGAGCUCCGAGAACGCAUGAGCAAUCUGGAAUUGUGGGAAGGCUUCGAACCAAAUCAGAUCAAAAUCACUCCCGAGAGAAUCUACUCUUUGGGCUUCCAUCCAACCACCGACAAAGCCCUUGUCUUCGCUGGAGACAAGCUGGGAAGCUUGGGUCUUUUCGAUGCUUCGCAGCAACUCACGCCUGGUGUAAAGAACGAAGAUGAUGACGAAGAAGACUCUGAAGAAGUCAAGCCCUCAAUAACGACACUCAAAAUCCAUACACGCACGAUAUCUGCCUUCCAGUUCUCCCCUCACGAUCCAAACGCUUUGUAUUCUGCCAGUUACGACAGCUCAAUUCGCAAACUCGAUCUCCAAAAAGGCGUAGCCGUAGAAGCCUACGCACCCAUCUCGAAAGACGAUGAUGAACCUCUGAGCGGUGUCGAGAUGUCGCAAUUCGAUCUCCAUACUCUGUUCUUCAGUACACUGAAUGGCAACUUUGGCCGUCACGACACAAGGUCCAAACCGGGCAAGGGCACCGACAUCUUCGCAUUAUCAGAAAAGAAAAUCGGCGGCUUCAGUCUCAAUCCCGCACAUCCUCACAUCUUCGCUACCGCAUCACUAGAUCGCUAUCUACGCCUCUGGGACUUGAGAAUGCUGAAAGGCGAUGGCGACGAUAAAGCCCCAGUAGAGAUUGGAGCUCACGAAAGCAGAUUGAGUGUUUCACACGCAGCUUUCAACUCGGCAGGCCAAAUCGCUACAGCGAGUUACGAUGACACGGUAAAGAUUUAUGACUUCAGCAGUGUGGGAACACUGGCUGCUGGUACAGAGUUGAAUGAAGAACAAAUGACACCAACGACUAUCAUUCCUCAUAACAACCAGACUGGUCGCUGGGUUACCAUUCUUCGUGCGCAAUGGCAACUCCAACCAGCCGACAACAUUCAACGCUUCGUCAUUGGAAACAUGAAUAGAUUCGUAGAUGUGUAUGCCUCAAACGGACAACAGUUGGCUCAGCUUGGAGGUGAUGGUAUUACUGCUGUGCCUAGUGUUGCACAGUUCCACCAGAGCAAGGAUUGGAUUGCUGCAGGAACUGCUAGUGGAAAGUUGUGUCUGUGGAUGUGA